CAAAACUCAAAAUGUCUGGAAGAAGUAACGCAGUGAUAAUUUGGAUGUCGCAACUCGUGAUCAAGCCAAAGGUCACGUAAAGUUCCUGCACCAUGAUUUUUAGUCCCGUUCCCAUCCGUGAUGGUCCUUCCGAAGCUCAUAUUUUGGACAGGAGUGCUCUUAUACCUCGAGCUUGACGACUAUUAGAGUUAUUCGCUGCAGGCGAGCCACGCAUUCCAUUUCUACGGAUUUCGUCUCAUCAUCUCCGCUUUCAGGAUGAUGCGGAGUGGGUCAGCAACAGGAUCAUGUCAGCGGCUGCUGCCGGUGAAUCAUCGCGAGCUCAUUAGCUUACGAAAUGUUAGUGGGCGGACGCGGAGCGCAGCACUGUUACUUGGUUCGUCCACUAGCAGUAGCAGUAGCUCAAAGAUCAACAAGCGCAACUACAUCUCGUCUACAACUAGCGCAAGACUCUAUCCGCACAACAAUCAAUCCGUCUACUCUUCCCCGUCUAGUCGAGCACGGAGUUCCGUGUCAUUGAAAAUGGCCCAUUCACGGCUGGCUUCCUCGGUGCGGCUUCGAGCUUUCGCUUCUGGCGCUGCUACAAGUAUCCGUUCUGCGGCUCCUGGUCUUAACGACCAAGAAGAUGAUCUCGAGGCGGUGGAGCAGGAUGAUGAUUAAGACUAUUGCGGUGUUUAUGAUGCUACAUGCAAUAUUUUUGGAGACUGAUCGUACACAUUCGGGACAUUUCUUUGUCUCUGUAGAAGAAAACUGACAACAGGCAAGAACGACAGCAUAUUCAAGAGCCUCCGGUAAGCAAUUUCGCAACUGCCUCCUGUUAGUGUGGGAAAGCAAGAAAUCUCAAAGAUGCACUCAGAGUUGUGAUUUCAACAUGACCCUCUAAGGAGAGUGCAUCCCAAAUCCCAGUCUAAGUACAAGCUAUGGACGCGGAGGAAGUUGAUGAUGGGGACACUUACGGAAUUUCUGGACCCAAGUCGGUCCUAAAGCAGUGGCCGUUCCUAGUGCGCAAGACUCUUAGACGCGACUUGCUCAGCGUUACGGAGCCAACAUUUGUCUUUGGUGCUCGAGGCUCGGGAGCACGCUCAGCGAUCCGCAACGCCAUCAAUCGGGAUCUCGAUUUCGAUUUCGGUCUCUAUGAAGCCAGCAACUUGCAGGAAAUCGUAGAAUGUACGAUUGAGGAGCUUACCCAUACUGUGCUUUUGGACGACGUCGCGUCACUGGAGGAGCACGACAGAAACGCUAUAGCGCAAUCGAUAUCUUCCGCUUCUUCGUCUGGCACUUAUCAUGAGGGUGUUGAAGCAUCUUUUUCAACGUCAUCAGGUCCAGAAAUACUAGGAUUAGUAGAAGACGCAUUCUUGUCGAACCUGUACAGCGCGCUGACGCGGACUGCGCAGACAAGACCUGGAGUGCCUAGUGGUUCGGGAACUGCAGCCUUGGAGAAGAGUAUACUUAUGCUUGCAGCAAAGGUGGCAGUGGGGGAAAACGCAAACCUACGGCCGAUCCGGAAACUUCGAUCAUUUCUAGGAGAGCAAGCAUGGGCAGAAAAGACACAGAAACUGCAAGACGCGCUUCAGCCAGGACAGAACGUAUGGGUUAACUAAGUACUUAACUUAACAACAACAACAAGGUGAUGAAGAUGAUUCCCUUUGUGAUCUAGUACGAGAUGACGUUUUCUAAUUGUACCUUUUUCAGUGACGGGGCGGACAGGGAGAAACUGGACGCGGAGUGUGCACUUGAAAAAUGUUCUAAUGAAAAGGAAAAAAGUCGUACCCUACCAAUCGAAUAGAGUUAUAUCUUUCUGCUCCCGGUUUCCUAUCAACAGGUCACGCCGAGUGCUGAGCAGUGUUUCGCGAUUCUUCUGAAGGGUCUCAGAUACAAUACUGCGAAGCUUGCCAGCGAUCCUAGCGCACACAAGCAACUACGUAAAGCAGAUGCUAUCGAGGCCACAGCAGAAUUCCUCGCACAUCUUCCGGAUAUGCUUGGCGAGGGAAGCAGUGCGGAUACCAAUGAGCGACAUCUAGCGAGUCUCGAGUAUUUUCUCGUGUACCUCGAAUCCGAGCUGCAACAGAGCACAAAGAGUCCACACGAGGUGUUAUCGAUGUCGAGUGCGAAGAGAAGCGACUAUGGCGAAGAUCACGAUGCACAGAGUAAUGGCACGCCGGAAGAUGCACGACCAAGUAAACGGUUUGUUGCGCUCGGUCGCUGCGAAACUUUAUUUCGGAGUGAGCAUGUUCCACGAAAUUUUGGCCAGCGAGUCCUGGGCUUGUUCAAGGCUGUUUUCCGCGACUGGCCGCUUUUGAUGCAUGUGGGAAAUGGCGACGGGAUGGUGUUGCUUCAAAACAACCCUCGACACGUUAUUCCAGUCGCGCCGCUGCGCGAAGACAUGGCCAGAGCGCUGUGUGAACAGGUGGUUGGUAGACAACUAAAGUUGUCGACGAAGACCUCGCCAAUCUUUGCCGUAGGUUUGCAACAUCUGGCAGCUCCGCAGGAGAAACGAAAACUCCCGCUGUCUUUAAGGCUCGCCUCUCUGACAGAUGUUGCGAAUGCAGCUGCCUGUCAAUAGAGAUAACAGGAUGGGCUUGUUCUUCUGCUUACCGUAACUGGACCUGGAGAAAGUUGUUUUAUAUUUCGUGAGAUGAAGAAGACGUACUUACUGUGUGCGUUAAAAGUGGACAGCUGCUCCAUCGUUAUUGACGAACGAGCUUUAUUUCAUUUCAAUUUCUAAUCUCUGGCGCUGAUGAAUUUGGAGCUGCUAAUGCAGCAAUCAAUCCACUAGCGCAACGGGUUGCCGCUAAAAAAGCUGCUCAGGAGGACGUCGACGAAAACCUUCUACUCGAGUACUGGGAUUGGGAAAAGAUCUAUGCGUUCUUUGGAGGCCAUGCGUCGCAUUUUUAUGAUAAACCCUCUACUUCUUGAUUAAGUUUAGGCUAUAGCAGUAGCAAAUAAGAACAAUCGGAGUCAGGGAAUUGUUCUUGUAUUAUCGGGCCUGUUGCUUAUAAAUAUAUAAAAGUUAUAUUAUUUUCUGUGUUGAGUCUGAUUCUGAACGGGAAACGAUCUCGUCCUCUAAUGGUCGAAGCUUUUUGUACAAGAACUGAAUCAGUGUGCGAAAAGUCCACUGAAUCAGGAAUUGGCUGAGGCGACGGAUCCAGAAGUGCAAUACAAGUAUCGACAGGAGCUUCAAACACCGAAAAAUCUGACACACGAGGUGAUUCGGAAUGCCCGCCACACGGUGCUACCUCGCGAAACGGUGCGUUUUGAGUGGCAAGUCGAUUACCUCAAGUCCUCUCCGUUGUUGGAAUCAGUAUCGAAAAUGGAGCUGAUAGAAACCAUACGGGCUAUUAUAGCACAGGUAAAAUGCUGAGUACAGAAGUACCUUACCUAUACGUUUACGUACUUAGUGAUUCUGAUUUUAAAAUAAAUAAUUAUCUAAUUUUGUGUUGUAGUCGUGGUUGAACUUGAGGAUAGUAAACACUUUCUUUUGAUUUUGGAGGUCGCGAUGCUUUCUUGUUACGUUCCUAAGACUCGUUACCCAAACACCAUCAGGGAAGCAUUUCGAUGCCAGAGAACUUCAAUAUUGAGAACCGAAUAUUAAUCGCUCUACUCGAUGCUCGUCUCCUGAUACCGCAGUGGGAACCCGCGCGUCUACAAUUUCCAACCAAAUACACACGGCAUCUGCUGCAAAUUUGGAUGGACAUGGAGUACAACGAGAUGUCCUUGAAGGAUCGGGUGGAGUAUAACAUGAGUUUCUGGAAACACAGAGACCGUAUUUGCCAAAGUGUCAAGCGAGUGGCACACUAAACAAGACCUCCAAAGCAUUUCAAUUUCAUCUCGUCGUUCUUCUUGUGCAUAAAUGUUCAUCAAGAGCAGACCGUUCUACUUUGUCUCAUGAAUUGUCAGGACCGACACGUGUCAAAUCGAAAACUACAUGAUUACGUAGGAUGAUGAUGAUCGCAAUCGCUACCACGUUCGAGAGGACGACAAGAAGAAAGAGGCACGCACGCAAAGCGCGAGGAUCUCUUUGGUACUGACCUGUCGAAUCUCGCGCUGUCGUAUCGAGACAAACACACAGUCAGCUUUGCCCAAUCAACGGCGUUGCCCUUCUUCAAAGAAUCUUCGAGCCAAAACCAUUCCAAUAUGAAACCUUUUUGGUGUGUCGAAUUGAGUCUUCCAACAGUUUCAAAAAAACUGAGUCUUUUUUUGUUGAUGUGGUGCUUCAUGAAUAAAGGCCUCCUCUUGAUUCGCGUCAAUCUUCUUGCGUAUUGCAAUUCUCCUGCGAAUAGUUUUCGGGGCCCAGGCACCGGUAAAGAUAGGCCUCUGAAGGGUGCCUCUGCGUAGGAAAUCUGAACGUAUGUUAUGGUCGAGACUCAUUAUAGGC
This is a messenger RNA of Amoebophrya sp. A25, 4372 nucleotides long. Lineage: Eukaryota; Dinophyceae; Syndiniales; Amoebophryaceae. The record is from the annotation of a GenBank genome assembly.